Molecule: messenger RNA, 1359 nt
Organism: Pseudophryne corroboree (corroboree frog)
Lineage: Eukaryota; Metazoa; Chordata; Amphibia; Anura; Myobatrachidae
Product: protein ripply2.1-like
Exons: 4
Coding region: 273-662 (129 amino acids)
Biological process (GO): negative regulation of transcription by RNA polymerase II; embryonic pattern specification
Cellular component (GO): nucleus
Source: RefSeq, a predicted model, not a curated record
CCAGUGAUAGGGAUGACAGGGAAAUAGGACCUGGGAUAAUGGGCGCAGCAGGGGGGGCAGCUCUCCCCGCACCAUCUGCCCCAGCACGUGUCCCGCAUCCCCCUAGUGUGCACACUCACACCUGGCCAUGUGUAUCCUGCCACCUCCGUCUCUCACCCGGCCCGGCAGGAGGGAGGUGACUGCUUCACAUAAAUGACAGGAGCCGGGAGCACAGACCCAGAGACUGCGCAGCCCGAGAGCAGGAACGAGGAGCGGACCUAUCGGAGGCAGCAAUGGAGCCACAGCAGAAAGGAGAGCGGGGGAGAUGCGGGGAGCCACAGCAGAAAGGAGAGCGGGGGAGAAGCGGGAGCACUGCGGACAACGCCAGGUGUGGGACUAUGUGGAGACCGUGGAGCGACAGCCCAGUGACACCAGCACCGCACAUCCGUAGCGAUCUGCUGCAGUCAGCCAAUUUAAACCAGGGUCUUGUCAGUGAUAAAGUGAAGAUGUCAGCCUUUCAGCAUCCUGUCAAGUUAUUCUGGCCUAAGUCAAAGUGCUAUGACUUCAUGUAUCAGGAGGCGGAGGAACUUCUGAGGAACUUUCCAGUACAAGCCACCAUUUCCUUGUACCAGGAGUCAGACAGCAGCAGUGGUUCCGAGGAUGAAGACACCAUUGAGAAUUAAAUCAUUGCCAUGCAAAUACUAUGACUUUUAAGCAGACAUAUGCAUAAGCCAAAACUCCAUUUUUAAGGAUACUAUGUUGGUGGCAGAAUACUGUAAUUACAAAUUGUAUAUAGCCAUCGGGCACUUCUUACAUGGAGGAAAGAAUAUGUGUAUUUUUUUAUACCAGAAAACAAAGGGUCUCAGUUACAGUACCUAAGGCUACAAUGUCUGCAUAUGUAUAUUUAUAAUUACUGUUGAAAUAGCCUAUAAACCAGACAUUUUGAAUCAUUGUUUUUUCUUUUCCAAUCUAUCCAUACCGAGCCCUUUGUGGACGGACUUCGCUGUAAAUAUGUACUUGUGGAGUGAGAAGUAUAAAUGCUACUUGAGCUAUCAGUGUAUGUAACUAGCGCUGUAUGCCUUGUUAGAGAACGGACUGUAGUGUUGCACUAUCACUUUAUAACAGGGUGAAAUUAUAUAUCCACUGUUGGUAUGAAUGUGCUCUCCUAUGACAGUGCUAUUAGCUUUGGUACACUAGUCUUCCAGUAUGGGACAUCAUCAACCUUAUAUAACACCCAACAGUUUUGUGGGUUCCAUAACAAUUCAGGCAGCUGUUCCACUCAUGCACUUUCUGCUUUGAAUAUUAAAUGUACUAAUUUAUUUAAUUUGAAUUCUUCUUGUAUUUUUUAAAGAUAUUAUUUAUAAUAAAAGGUUGAAUUGA